Messenger RNA from Vitrella brassicaformis, 2275 nucleotides. The record is from the annotation of a GenBank genome assembly. Lineage: Eukaryota; Vitrellaceae.
GGCAUCGCUUCCUCUCGCCAUCGUCGGUGUGUGCGUCCAUCGCCCAUUCUCACAUGAGCUCGUCGUCGGCCGCGCAGCAGCAGGUAGUGUCGGCCAAGGACUACCCGGAACAGACAGAAAGAUGACGAUGGCAUCGUCGAGCUCUUCCGGGCAAAUGACUCAUCCACAGGUGAGAGCAGAACGGCACACGACCGAACAGCACAGACGCGCACGGCUGAUGUGUCCCGCAGGCGGCUGUCGGUGCAUCGCCGUGUCGGUAUGGUGUGGGCAGCCGCGUGCUGAUGGUGUCGGAGCGGAGAAGGGACGAAAAGUUCCAGUGGAUGGAGGCCGAGGUGUACAAAAUGGAGCCGGCCGAGGGCGGGACGCGGGUGUGCAUCCGGGAGGUGGGUGGGAUGAAUGAGGAGUUUGAGCCGGUCGUGGUGCCCCACACCACAGCAGCAUUCCAACAACUCGCUGACCUACACGCGGUAGGCACACACACACAGGACAGGCAGGGAGAGAGAGGGGGUAGAAUGGGAGCCGUGUGGCAUCAAGGCGUGCACACAUCCUUGUAUGUGUGUGACUGUGCGUGUCAUCAGGGAGGCCAUGGGUUCCAUUGCUUCGACCAUACUCCCCCGCAGCAUCUCAUCCCUCUGCAAACCGUGGAUGAGGUAGGCCUAUUAUACAGAGAAGCGGAAGUGACAUCUGGCGGGUAAUGUGCCGUUUCCCUGGGUGUGCAGGUUGAUGCGGAGCGUUUCUGUGUGGACCCGAGCAUCAAGCCGCACGAUGCCAAGGACCCGCUGUCCUUUCUGUCCCUGCCGCCCUCCUUCAUGCCCCCCCUCCCCACCGACAUCAUCACCACCACACUCCUCCCCCUGUGUGGCGGGCGAGAGAACCUCGCACUCAAGCUCAAGAGCACCCUCUGCUGCACAUCCACUGAGGUCGGCAACGCUAUCGGCUCCGCUGCGGUGUCGGCCAUCGACAGCAUCAUUGAGAAGAACGGCCUCACGGGAGCCAUCGGCUGUCGCCCUCUCCGUCGGCACCUGCAGCGGCAGCCGGGUCGGGCGAUGGACGUGUGUCGUCCAUUCCGGCUGAUCCGGCUGCACUACCUGAUGGUGACGGGGGGCCACUGGCGGGGCAACGUGCCGCUGCUGCGGCUGGCCAAGAGCUGCGGGAAGAUCCAGCAGCUGCCCAUCGAGCUGACCAAUGACGACCUGCAGCACGUGGGCAGCAAAGCCGUCAUCGACAGCCGCCCAGAGGCCAUCCGCCAGUACAGCCUCUACGCCCAUCGACUGGGCCACAACAUGCGGCUGACGCGCAGGGCCGACGGGCUGGAAGAGAUGGACGGGUAUGAGGUGACGGUGCACACACGACGGACGGUGCCGGAUGAAUAUCGAAAUCGCUUCGAUGCCACCAAUCCCCCGUGCCGACGUGAGAGAGGGGAGGGCAAAGCACCACAGAAGAGCCAACUUGACAUGGAUGGUGUCUGCCGUCUGUUUGUGUGUCUGCAGACGGUGUUUCGACUACGGCAGCUUCAGAGGACUGGUCAUCAAGAGGUAUGCAGCGACACAAAUGAGAGAAGACAACACACCAAUGUGUUAUGUUGUCUGCCUUUUCCGCUCCAUGCUCUUUCAGGAUGGCAUUGCUGUCGUCGCGUCAGGUGUCGUAUCAGUCCUGGCGUCCGUCCCCUGCCAAGUGUCGUCGCAUCUCCGACCUGGUGGCCCAGCCACCGCCCCUGUGGGACGGCUGCCGCACCAUCGACUACACCAUCUUCGGCGACCCACGCCGACUCGUCAUCUUGCAUGGCGAGGAAGAGGGUGACGAGUUCGCGGCAUGCAUCGAGAUGAUCAAGUACCCUAGUGGGUCGGCAGACAUCUCCCUCUACACCACCGAGGCGCCCCGGCAGGGCGUCAGGCCCACAACAAGAUGGACAGCCCCUCCCUGGAGCUGCUGCCAGACAUCUGACAUUACGCGUCAGGUGCGCACACGACACACAUGAGGAAGGAAUCGACGCAAUCUUGGCGCGUGUCAGGUCACGCACCACACCAUCUCUGUGUGUCGGGGGGCGUCGCGAGCUGAGUGAUAGGUGACGUGGGUGCAGUCGCUGUCUGUCGACUGACUGGGAGGGUAGUGGGGGUGGCGAGUUGAGUUGGCGAUGGGUUGACUGAUGGAUGAGUGCAGACUUUGUGUGCACUGGAUGGAUGGAUUGAUAGCUGACGCGUGUGUGCUGUUUUUCAAUUCUCGCUUGACCCUUACAUACCCUUGGCCAUGAUCACACAGUCACACAAAGUCUUGC